Ectocarpus siliculosus is the source of this 1444-nucleotide messenger RNA. Lineage: Eukaryota; Phaeophyceae; Ectocarpales; Ectocarpaceae. The record is from the annotation of a GenBank genome assembly.
UAAGGUACCUUUACGCAACCUGCGGUAAGCCUCUCCGGGAGCAGUAAGCUCUUGCGAGGACAAGGGUCGUUCACUCACAAACAGGUUGCGUGCGCACUCUGCCGGGUUUUGAUCAGAAAGAAAGUCGAAAUCUUGGCGUGUGUGUCGGGCAGAGGUGGGUUAGGCGCGCCGUAGGUGUUGCGUGCGUCGUGUCGCGCGGAAGGACUUCGCGUACGGGACGGCGUGUCAGCAAAGGUGGUCCAAACGCAAGAGGUAAACACAGCGGUCGUUCGGUGUGUGUCCGCUAUUAGGCCACCCUUGUGUGUGUGUGUGUGUGUGUUUUUCUUUUUUCGUUGGCGGCCAAGUUUUGACCGUUCUUCUGCUGCCUCCUGCGUAGUUGAUGUGCCUUGGUCCUCACACUCCAGACAGAUAGCGGUGUAUUAUAGGGUCUCGUUCUACUUGUUACGCAACGGUUUUACUACAAUAGUGUAGCCUGCGCGCCACUCCGAAUACUUGUCGUUUUUGUCUACGGGACCGGCUUGUGCUCUAUGAUCCUCGCUGUUUUUUCUUCUUUUUUUUGUUGCUUUUGUUUCGGUCCGAUGCAAAAGAAGCGGGCGGAGGGAGCGGUAGGUGAUAAGCGAUGCAGCAGUUGAUGAGGUAGGUGUAUGGAGUUUGAAGCCGUGGGUGUUUUUGUUUUUCUGCUGCUUGUUCUUUACUUUUCAAAGUUGAAGCAGCUGUCCAACUUAAGCCGAUGUUGUCGCUAUUCUCAUCUUCAACUCAUGACUGUUUACGAAGUUGUGUACCACGUUUGGGAGUGGGGGGUAUAUGUAAGGGUUACGAGUCUGCGGGUCCAUGUAGGGGUGUUGUGGAAACGAUAAGCGCAAGUGACGUUUUGGCGCUGUGGUGAUGAUGUUCGAGCCUUGUUUAUCUUUCAUGUUUUCGACAAGCAUUCUCGGUUAGUGAUCUUGUCUUUCAAGUGUGUUUUUUUUUUUUUUUCGGAGUUGACCUCUCUACACCUUUGGCAUCUGUCUGUAGUCUUUGCAUAUGGGACUCUCCUUGUACCGUGUGUCGCUCUUGGCUUUUUUUCUUUGUACUAGACGGGUAUGGUAACAAGCAGCUCAGUUUUGACGUUGUUUUUUCCUUUGAUCGUACCGCAGUAUAUCGAAGACACUACGGCCUUUGUGUGAUAGGGAGGACGUAGCCUCCAUCGAUCGUUGUUCAUUAGCAGUAGGAUACAGUAGCACCAAGGGACAACAUUUGGUACCUGUCUCUUGAGAAUCCGGUGGUAUCUUUUUUUGUGCGGACGACAUGUGUCUGAGUACAAAUUGUUGAAGCCCUGCCGGCCGCGAAGCCCUGUUCGUCGCCAGUUCUUUCCUGCCGUAAAGCCACGGAGUUCCAUCAGAGAAAAGCAUCCCGGUAUUAUUUCGUCGAUGGAAGCAAAAGAAACGCAAAAUUGUUGACCUAG